UCCCAUGCGGUGCCCCUCUCUGCAGAGUGCCCCAGAGCACCCAGCAGCACGGCCAUGGAGCCCCUCUCCUUCCAGGAAUACAUCUGCUCCUUGGACCCUGCCACCCUGCCCCGCAUCCUCAGGAUUUGCUCCGGUGUCUACUUCCAAGGGUCAGUGUACGAGAUCUCAGGCAAUGAAUGCUGCUUGUCAACGGGCGACCUGCUGAAAGUCAUGGCCGUGGCACUGCAGAAGGUCAUUUGUGAGAACACAGAGACAGGGCAGACAACGGAGCUGCCACCGACAUUUAAGGGUCUUUCCCAGCCUGCCCCAGGCCCGGGCCCGCCCCCGACACUGCGGGGACCAGUCAGGGAAGGCUGCAGGCAGCAGGGCCUGACGCUGCACCAGGCACUGGGGUGGUGGGGCAGGCAGCCACAGCCCCUGCUGUGCCCCACCAUCAGCCCCUCUGCCCUACUCCUGCAUCCUGUCUAUGAGGUGCACGCUGCCAUGCACUGCAUGGAGAGCAACAGUGCUGAACAUGAUUAUGAAACUGUUGAUAACAAGAUGAAAAAGACAAUUCACAAAAUGCAAGCAAUUUUUCCUUUCUAGUUCUCUAGUUUCUGGAAGCCACCCAGCCUCCAAAUAAUCUUAGAUGUGGCAUGACAUUGAUUACUUGCAGAGGCUAAAUACAGCCCCAGGGAUCCACAAUGCAACUUCCAAUGGCCUCGACCCCACAGAAAGGAGCCCACUUUCCUCGAAGGCAAGCAGCCCUUAUGCUUUCAGGAGAGCCCUUGGCUCAGAAUAUAUCCCCCUGUUGUGCUGUGGGCCUGUGGGCUGUUUCCUCAGCUGUCACCCAUGGGACUCUCUGACAGCAGCAGACCAGCAUCAGGCUGGGCGGCCACCAAGAUGCCACUGAGAUGCUAGCCCAGGUCCUGGGACACAGAUCUCACUCCACUCCACUGUGUUGCCAUGGUGUCUGGACUGGGAUUACAGAUGCUUCCAGAUGGAGAUACUCUGGAGCCAGCAUGUCCAGACAGUUUGGCACGUGGGGCAGGACGGGGUUAGGAGGAGACAUGACAAGGUACUUCACAUGGUGCAAGCUGUGCCCCAAGCUGAGGCUCAAACCGCUGACUGACACAUUUGUACAACUGCACGUUAGAAACCCGCUUUCGUAAGGCAGAAGCUGCAUUUUUUCUCAAGUACAGCCAAACUCACUUCUCACUCUGGCCUAAUCUCUCACAAAGGUUGUAGAAACAUUGUAAAAACAUUGUGGCUUUAGGUUUUGCCAGCUUCCUCAUCCAUUUUUAACUGCCCUUGCAAUUGGAAGCAACAUCUGCCCUGGACCUCCAUGGUCCCCUCCUGCUUGUGAGCGUGCUUGUCGCACUCUUGCAGAUUCUUGGCACCUACAAAGGCUCCUGCUGCACUCAUGUCAUUGGAUGCAAAAAAUGACCUGAAAACCAAGUAAGGACCAAAGGUCCACUCUUCUUUUCCUGCAAGUUUGGCAAAGCCCCAGGAAAGUGGCAGAGACAAAGACCUCAUAGUCCUCAUGUGCAGUAAGGGGAAAGAGCUGAUGAGGGGAGACCUUUAUACCGAAAGCAAGCAGGCUUUCAUGCCUGCAUCACACACUGCA
Molecule: messenger RNA, 1606 nt
Organism: Egretta garzetta (little egret)
Lineage: Eukaryota; Metazoa; Chordata; Aves; Pelecaniformes; Ardeidae
Gene: THEMIS2
Product: thymocyte selection associated family member 2
Exons: 4
Coding region: 55-585 (176 amino acids)
Biological process (GO): T cell receptor signaling pathway
Source: RefSeq, a predicted model, not a curated record